UACUAAUUAAAUGAUUAAAUCACUAAUCCUACUUAUAAUCAACACUAUAAAUACAUAUACAGUCUUAUUGAUUUCUCUCUCGUCGCUCCUCUCCACUUUCCCACUCACUCCAAAGCGAUGAGCAUCAAUCUCUCGGAAGAAUUCAAACGAAAGCGCCACCGCCCCUCCGCCAUCGCUGACGUCGAUUCAAAUUCAUCGCCCUCCAGCACUGAAAUUAUAUCAGCAAACACAGAAGAAGACGAAGACCUCGCCAAUUGCCUCAUCCUCCUCGCCCGCGGCCGCCUCCGCCCCCAAUCCAGCCGCCGGAAAUUCGCCGAAGACGCCUACGAGUGCAAGACCUGCAGCCGCACUUUCGCCUCCUUUCAAGCAUUAGGCGGCCACCGCGCCAGCCACAGAAAACCUAAUUCCGCCGCGGAAUUAUUCGAUCGUAAAAUUAGGUCACCGCCGGCGCCGGAGGCGGCCAAAUUCGGUAAAUUCAACACGAUUGUUAACACUCCGCCGCCUCCAAUAAAGCUGCAGAUGAGUACCAUCCACGAGUGCUCAAUCUGCGGAUCGGAAUUCGCGUCGGGGCAGGCGCUGGGCGGCCACAUGAGACGACACCGUUCUCCUCCGCCGGCGGCGAGAAGUGGCGAUGAUUCUGAUUCUAGCGAUCACGAUCAUCGUCGUCGGAAUGUGUUCUCGUUGGAUCUCAACUUUCCGGCGCCGCUGGAGGAGUUCUCGAAGCCGCGGCUGAUUUUCGCGGCGGCGGCGGCGGAUUGCCACUACUGAGGGAGGGUUGACUAUAUCGGUCAAUUAAUGUGAAUAAUUUAUUUAUAAUUUUUAAAAUUUGGAUAGUGUUAUGAAAUUAUAAGUGGCAUUUUUAAAUUUUUAAUCAACAACUGAUGUUGAUGAUCAGCAAUUCUUUGAAUCGAGCCAAAUAUUUUAUUUGGUUUUUACGUUUGGAAUUGAAAUAUAUUGGAGUGAUCAAGUGGUCACAAUUCAUGGUUGCCUU
Salvia splendens (bonfire salvia) is the source of this 991-nucleotide messenger RNA. Its product is annotated as zinc finger protein ZAT5. The record is from RefSeq and is a predicted model, not a curated record. NCBI's taxonomy places the organism in Eukaryota, Viridiplantae, Streptophyta, Magnoliopsida, Lamiales, Lamiaceae. The coding region runs from base 118 to 768 and encodes 216 amino acids. The transcript has a single exon.